UAUAUCGAGUUGUGGACGUCGUUUCGGAGAGGAGUCCGCUGUCACCGCUAGCAGCAGUGAAAUAGGGUUCUGUUUGAAACAAGCCAUGUUGGUGACAUGGGACAUCCUCUCUGGGAACGUUUCUUCGUCAACGUGGAAGACUUCCAUCCUCAUCUACUGGUUCAUGCUGGUCGUGUUCUUCACCAAUCAGCAGGUUUCAGCAGAGGUGUUUACCAACUCGUUCCUUGUCAGGCUCCAUGGGGAACCAGGCAACGAGGUAGCCCACCGGGUAGCCUCAAGGAACGGGUUUGAAAAUCUUGGUCCGGAUUGUACGAAGACCUCAAUGCGAGUUUUGAGACUGCAUUGGAAUUGGUGCAAGCCCUACUUAACUGUGAAACAGAGUCAGAUCCUGGGCUCGCCAAAUGAGUUUCACUUUUUAUACCGCGCGCUGCCUCACGCGCGCAGUAAGCGAAGUGUCCCUCACACCCGGCUCCUUAAAGUGGACCCUUUGGUGCAACUAGCCGUACAACAAACUGGCUUUAAGAGGGUAAAACGAGGCUACAAACCUCUGCGGGUUGAAAACCUGGUGCAUCACAUGAGGCCGCAACAUGACCCAACCGACCCCUACUUCCCCUUCCAAUGGUACCUGAAGAACACCGGACAGAACGGUGGCAAGGCGAAACUGGACCUCAACGUAGAAGCAGCCUGGGCUCAGGGAGUUACUGGGAAAAACGUCACAACUGCAAUCAUGGAUGACGGUGUGGACUACAUGCAUUCUGAUCUGAAGUACAACUAUAACGCCAGAGCGAGUUACGACUUCAGCAGUAAUGAUCCGUACCCUUACCCACGCUACACUGACGAUUGGUUUAACAGUCACGGUACGAGGUGUGCAGGAGAGGUGGCUGCUGCCAGGGACAACGGCGUGUGUGGCGUUGGCGUCGCUUACGACUCCAAGAUAGCAGGUAUUCGGAUGUUGGAUCAGCCGUACAUGACAGAUCUGAUUGAAGCCAACUCUAUGGGUCACGAGCCAAAUCUCAUCGACAUAUACAGCGCCUCUUGGGGCCCAACAGAUGACGGGAAGACGGUAGAUGGUCCGAGGAAUGCGACUAUGAGGGCCAUCGUAAGGGGAGUGAACGAGGGACGAAACGGACUGGGUAACAUCUACGUCUGGGCGAGUGGGGACGGCGGUGAGGACGAUGACUGUAACUGUGAUGGCUACGCUGCCAGCAUGUGGACCAUUUCCAUUAACAGCGCAAUUAACGAUGGGCAAAACGCGCACUACGACGAGAGCUGUUCUUCAACUCUCGCUUCUACGUUCAGCAACGGGGCCAAGGACCCGAACACCGGCGUGGCAACCACGGAUCUCUAUGGGAAAUGCACUACAACGCAUUCUGGAACGAGUGCAGCUGCACCAGAAGCAGCUGGAGUAUUUGCGCUAGCUUUAGAAGCAAACCCGCAGUUGAGCUGGAGAGACAUCCAACACUUGACAGUCCUAACAUCAAAACGCAAUUCGCUGUUUGACGCCAAAGGUCGAUUCCACUGGACGAUGAAUGGCGUGGGUCUGGAAUUCAAUCAUUUGUUUGGGUUUGGAGUCCUGGACGCUGGUGCGAUGGUGGCCCUGGCGAAGCAGUGGAAGACUGUUCCAGCCAGGUACCACUGUGAGGGCGGCACGGUCUCGGAGACCCAGGAGAUCCCUUCCAGCCGCUCAGUGCUACUGAAAAUCAACACGAACGCAUGUCAAGGGACCGAGACUCAGGUCAGCUAUCUCGAGCACGUCCAGGCUGUAAUUACUCUGAACGCCACUCGUCGGGGAGACGUGGAACUGUUCCUGACGUCACCAAUGGGGACCAGGUCGAUGAUCCUGAGUAGGAGAGUGAACGACGACGAUCAUCGAGAUGGGUUCACCAAGUGGCCAUUCAUGACGACACAUACAUGGGGCGAAUACCCACAAGGAACAUGGUCACUAGAGGUAAGCUUUAACUCGCAGUCUCCACAAUCAGGAUUCAUCAAGGAAUGGACACUGAUGUUGCACGGGACCCGGGAUCCACCAUACAGCGGCCUUCCCGUGUCAGAUCCACACUCCAAAUUGGCCAUUGUCAAGAAAGCGCACGAAGAAAGAAAUAAAAUGUAAAAUUAAUCUCAUCUCUUCAGCUUCUCUCCCCAUCCAAAGCCACUACACGCCCUCAUUUAAUAUUCUGUUGUUUCUUCUUCAUUUGCUUGACAGAUCUCGAUCUCCCUCUUUCAGUUCCAUAACUUCAGUGCCGUACGUCACAUUAUUUACGUUCAUUAAAGCCCCUCUAUUUGCAAAUUGUUCUACCAGCUCUCAGAAACAGCGUAAGAUUAAUUAUUCUCAAAAACGUACUUUGACAAGGACAGUACAGGGGGUUUCAUCAGUCUUAAAAGCAUUUUUAUAUCUCUAUUAGUCGCGUGUAGAAUCGAUGAAGAUGCUAAUAUACAGGGUGGGUGGGAAGUAAGUAGGCAUUAAAUAAUCGCUUUGCAUUGGAAAUAUAGAGGUUAUAACCAUUCCUCAAUGUACUUACUUACCACCCACCCUAUAUACAAAAUUAUUAACGUAAUAUUCAGAAUUAAUAAAAAUCAUAUUUUAGUUUGUGCUUUAGACGUCGUAGUAAAGUAAUUUGACUCUGUCCUGCUAAAAAAGGGAACAGAAUAAAAUAUUUAGUAUUUUAAUAAAUUAAAUAAUUUCCACGCUAGGCACUUCGAAAAUUGCACAACGUUAAAGUGCGUGUUGGUAAUAAAAAUUUGGGCGGAGGCAGUAGAGUUUUGACUUACUAAUCUUGCAUUCAAAAGCAUAAUUGUUCGAAAUUAUAUCGUAAAUUAAUUUCCGCAUUGUAAAAUUUAAGAGAAAAUUCACUUGCAAUGUUAACUGCAACAGAACUCGGAUUCAAAGGCAGAGGAAUAAAAAGAAUGACGAAAUUGAGCAGAUUUGUUUUAAUUAUUAUAAAAUGCGCUGCGUGAGAACGUUUUAAGUCUCUCUUGACACAGGAGGUAAGAUCAAAAUGUGAAUGAUGACAUAACCUUAAAAUAAGGCAGUUUCUUUUUUUAUGGUGCAAGAUGUACCUGAGGUACUCUAUGUACUUUUAUGAAGUUCGGUUCAAAUAACAAAGGGCUUAGAAUAUCUAUAGGUAAUCAGACGUUCAAACUACACGUGACACUUAAAUUCAAAAUUUCAUUACCUUGUUCGUUACCCGCCACUGGUCCCUAUCAUAAUCCAAGCCACGCGAAUCCAAUUCCAUCCUCCCACUCUACUUCAUAACGCAAUUCGUAAAGUCCCAUUAAAUAAGUUAGUAACCAUGUACUUUUUUUUGGGACAUCCCCUAUAUUAUUAUAUUUUACGAUUAUACCUUUAGUUUUUACAAGAUUAAAAUUAUUUUUAUUUUUUUAAUUGUUUUAAUCUAUUCGUUAAAUGCGUAAAUAAUUUUUCAAGAGAAUCUUUACUAUAAGUGCAAAGUUGUAAAAUAAUAUAUCAAAACUCACGUAACAGGUAACAUGAAUACAUUCUGUAGUAAAUUACAUUAUCUUUUAAAUUCAUAUUUUAUUACGUAAAGCAUGUUGCCUAGAGCACAUAAAUAUAAUUAUUUCUCUUUUUGAGCGAUAUCCAAAUUUGACUUCAAGAAACCCUUCACAUAUGACGUACUUUACGUGGACUUCCAAAAAUCUAUAAUAUCGUAUUCAAAUUAUUGCAGUGGAAAUUAAACUUACGAUUCAAUGGCUCUGCAGCCAUUACAACCACCAAAUAGUGCGACUACAGUUCUUUGCAUUCAGCACAAUUAAUAAUGGCAUAUUUCACUAUAAUUAUUCGCAGAAUAGUUAAUAUUUUAACGUAAGAAUUUUAUGAUUAUAAUAUAAAAGCGUGUGAAGAAAAUAUAAAAUACUUCUGGUUCCAUAAGGUAUGAAGAGGAUUGUGUCUGUCGUUAAAUAAAUAUAAACUAAAAAAAAUAAUUUUUCAAAACCUAUUACUUAAAAAAUAAUAAAAUAUUACAAAUGAUUUAUUCAUAAUAUAAGGAAGCAAUUGAUAUAGAUCCGUUACAGAAUUUCUCUCUAAUUAAUAAAAUAAUAUUACUUGCCGUAUAGUAUUUACAAUGCAUAUUUAAAAACAUGUCGAGAAUUUUUCAUUAUUCAUUUACUGUUAAUACUGAUUAAUUUGGAUAAGUAAUAUUUAACAUAAAUAGGAAACAAUGACAUAAUUUUCGUAAGUACUCACAAGAUUGAAAUUAGAAUGACGUGCAUCUCGGACUCAUCUGCUGCCUGACGGCGUUUUUAUCUUCACGAAACCAACACUUUCAUUCACUAAUUCAUAUAUUAUAUUUAUUGUUUAGUUACGUAGUUUUGAGAUUGCACAUACGAAUUAGUGAUUACCGUUACAGACCCAUUUGUAUCUCCCGUGCUUUGACUUCUAAUUUAAUAGAAACAAUAGAUUGUAAUUUGUGGAAUAUAAUCUUGAGUCUCAGAAUAUUCUAUAAAUUUCUGUAUAGAAGUCUAAUAGGCGAUUUAUAAAUUUAAAAACAUACCCGAAGAAAAUUAUUUGCAGUGAAUUACGUAAAUUAGUCUCAUAAUUGAUAACAACAGUUGAACUAUAUUCGCGUGUUUUCGUAAAACCGAAUAAGUUCAUCGACAAACAUAUCUGAUCAAAGUUUAAGAAGCUGAUUAACCAUAAUAUUUAAUUGUAUGUUACCUGAGUAAGCAUAUAUUUACGAUAACAUCAGAACUCAGACGUGUCCACGCAAGGUAAUACGUAGUUCACGAAUCUAGCACACGCAGCUCACAAAAACAAAUAGCUUGCAUACAUUUUAUCGACUGAGAAUUUAUCUUCCUGCUAGCAGGAUAUGAUAAUAUUGUAACAAUUAAUGUGGUAUCAAUAUUGAGAAGAAUUAUUAAUGUCUCUGAUAACCUUAAAUAUUUUUUUUUAAAUUAGUUUGUAAUGCUAUAUGACACGUAAGAUUGUACUGAAAUCUAUCUAUGCUUGUCCAAUCGAGGAUAUUUUUACCUCUAGAUUUUGAAGGAUCGUUUUGUUCUAAACAUAUGAUAUAUCUGUUUUUACUUGCAUUACAUAAAUAAAGAAAAAUAUAAUUCAGAAGUGUCGAAUAUAAUCGUAGGCACAGCAAACAAUCUGAUGAACAUUUAAAAUUUUAGAUGCGGAUAAGUAAUUUGUAAGUUUCGCAACUACUGCUUAAUUUUUUUUGCUUUAUGAAAAAAUAAUAAUUCUAUUUUAUGAGUUAUAGAGAAAAUCAUUUGCCUAUAAAUAUCUUAUCCCUCGUAAUAUUUAAAGUCCAAUUUAAAUUGGCAGCUUAAAGUAAACAGCGGUAAAGAAAAGUAGUUAUUUAUGUUGUAUUGUUUCUAGUUACAUAUCCUGCAGAUACAUAUAUAUAUAUUCACGUAUAUAACUAAAGUAAAUUAUUUGUCUUAAAUCAAAGAUUGUAUGCAUCACGAAGGGAUCAAUUACAUCUCAAAUAAUUUUAUGAUUAAUUAUAUUUGACAUUAAAAGGAGGUGUUUAUUAGUAUAGUCAUGUUGAAGAAUUUCUUCAUUUUGUAGUUUAAAUUUAAAGUUUCUUAAAUAAUGUGUUUUGAUUUAAAGAUUUAAAGCACAGAAUAAUUAUUUAAAAAAAAGUUAAUUUCUUGUGAUAUCAUAUCAUAGGUAACGUAAUUUAUUCUUUACGUGCGUAUAUUAUUAAAUUAUUAAAAGCCCAUUCAUUGACGGAUAUAUUGGUUCUGGCACUAAACAUAAAAGAGAACUUUAAUUCCAUAAUGCACUCUAGACUAAACAAAUUCCGCUGGUCGGAAUAUUGCUUAAGAAACUCACUUUAAUUUCGAGUGCACAAUUUAAAUUUAAAAAAAAUUAUGUUGGAAAUAUUCGACGUAGAUUAUGUGCACCAUAUAAUGACACAAUUCUGAUGCUACUCAUACCAAUCCAACGCAGUUGUUUUUCACCUGAAAUUCAAUACCUGCAGACAUGACGUUACUCUUUCCAUUAUUUAAAUUCUCUGUCAGAAAGAAUCUAUAACUUUACACGCAACUUCUUAUAUAAUUCAAAGUUUUCUUUAUAUUUUCUAAGACAAUUGUGGUAUAAGCGGUGUACAGGGUUGAUGACAUUUUAUAGUUGCUCUACCAUCUUUGAUUGGACUGUAGAGAUUAGCUUAUCGAUUUUUCCGAAGAGAACGUAAGAGAAAUGUCACUGAUAUAUAUAAACUUUGAUUGAAAUUCUGAUUUUUCUAUUUUGUUUCUUAACUACUAUAUGUAUUAAGGUAUUUAUUAGGACAAAAAAAUGGAUAUUAGUGAAGUGUAAUUCCCUAGAAAUUUGUAAAAUCUGUACUGUACUUGUUAUUUAUAAGCUGUGGUAGUAAACAGAAAAUCCAGUGCAAGAAACACUUGCCUGUCGGCAUGUUUAGUGUUAUUCUGUACGUAAAUUGUUUGGUAGUGAAAUUAUUUUUUUAAGAACAGUAAUAUUAGGUCCUAUUUUUGUUUUUGUAUUAUUUUAAAAAAAUUCUAGGUUAAAAUACAUAACAGAGAAAGGGUUUAUUUUAUUAUAUGUAUACUUACCUUUACAGUAACUUUCACUUUGUGACUCGUUCCGUUAUUCUGUUACAGCUAUCGUAACUUUAUUAGAUUACGAAGUCUUUGACUAUGUACCGCAUAUGUGAUCUAGAAUUUAUUGGAACGUCUGUAGGAUUGUGGAAUAUCGAUCAAGUUUAGAAAAUAGAAAAAAAAUAUUUUCUAAUCCACGAAAUGCUUUGAAUUCCCAAAAUGUAGACCUUUCCUUCAGUGAUGUGGUUUUCUUUUUUAAUCGUAAGCCCUUAACAUGCUAGUUCUUAUCAGUCAGUACCAUUUCAUAUACUUCUAUUUAUCUAUUUCAGAAGAUUAGAAAUGAUCUCUCUAUAUUCAAUAAUUUGUAUGAAAAUUAAAUGUAGCUUUAUUGGGGAGGUUGAAGUAUAAACAAGUAUAAAAUAAAGGACCAUGUAACAUAUA
Molecule: messenger RNA, 6960 nt
Organism: Zootermopsis nevadensis
Lineage: Eukaryota; Metazoa; Arthropoda; Insecta; Blattodea; Termopsidae
Source: RefSeq, a predicted model, not a curated record